GUAGUCGGAGGGCACAGAGAAGGAGACAGCGUCAUGUUUUCUGGGAUUCAACACAUGCGGCUUUGGAGACUCCAAAUCAGCUUCUAGUCCCUGGCGUGCGUCAUUGCGCAGCGGCGCGUCUAGCACUUGGUGGUUAAUCGGAAUCUGCUGACAGCGCACAACCAGUUGUUUUUUUCUUGCAGACAUAUGUUUGCGCAGAUCAGCAGGUGCUGCCUUAGAAAAAGGAGAGUGGAAAACACGUGAAUGGAAGUGGAGGUUUCAGCCCCGGCGAACUGAGGGAGAACUCUUUCAUCGAAGGACUCUUUAUUUCCACGAUGCGCUGCCGGACGCGUGCGUGACAUGAUCGCGGCGAUAGAUCGGAUCAGAUAAAUUCGACCAGGCGUCUACGCUCCUUUCGCAGCCAUGGCUCACUCUGUAUCUGGAGGGACCGUGCUCACUAUCCUCCUCAUUAGCAGGUUGUUAGAGAACUCGCUGCUCAACGCAGAAGUGAAGGAAGGGGAGAUUCUGCCUCCUACCAUUCAGAAGCUGAUGAAAGGAUACAACAAGUAUCUCAGGCCUUUCUUUGACAACGGCCCUGUGACGGUGGGAAUGAGUUUGGAUAUUGCUAGCAUUGACACCAUCUCUGAGAUUAACAUGGACUACACGGCCACCAUAUUCCUGCGCCAGCGCUGGACAGACGAGCGCUUAGUGUUUGAGGGCAACAAGAGCCUGAGCCUUGACGGACGGCUGGUGGAGCUCCUCUGGGUGCCGGACACUUUUAUUGUCGACUCCAAGAAAUCCUUCCUGCACGAUAUCACCGUGGAGAACCGGCUGAUCCGCAUCUUCCCCAACGGGACCGUCCUUUAUGCUCUGAGGAUCACCACCACAGUGGCCUGCAACAUGGAUCUGACGAAGUACCCCAUGGACAAGCAGACUUGCACGUUACAACUAGAGAGCUGGGGCUACAACAUCAAUGACGUUAUGUUCUACUGGACUCGAGGAAAUGAGUCUGUCAGCGGCUUGGACACUCUCCAACUGGCUCAGUACACUGUAGAGGACCACUACACAUCCGUCUCGGAGGCUGUAUAUGAAACAGGCCAUUACCCCAGGCUCGUUUUUCACUUUGAGCUGAAGAGAAGCAUUCUGUAUUUCAUCCUGGAGACUUAUGUCCCCUCGAGCCUGCUGGUGGUCCUCUCUUGGGUCUCCUUCUGGAUUUCCUUGUCCUCUGUUCCAGCUCGAAUAUGCAUAGGAGUGACCACAGUUCUGACUAUGACCACCUUGAUGAUGGGAGCCAGGACAUCGCUGCCCAAUGCCAACUGCUUCAUCAAGGCUAUCGACGUCUACUUGGGAAUCUGCUUCAGCUUCAUCUUUGGAGCGCUCAUCGAGUACGCCGUGGCCCACUUCUGCACUCUCACUCACCCCGACGCUCACAUGCUGAUGAUGUACGGCCACCAAAUGCACGACAUGGAGGACGAAAUGAAUGGCAUCGUCACCACCAUUUCCACUCACUCCAACAGAGCCAAGAGACGCAAGGAGCCUGCCGUCACUUCUGCCCCGGUUACUGCCUCGGCAGAACUCACUGUCGGCCCAUCUAGUCCGUCGGGCAGCGAGCCCAAGCCUGAAGUGUCCCCUCCAGAACCCACCAACUGGUGCCUCACCACUCUUGCCACACUCCGCAAAAUCUUCCGCUAUUUAAGCUGCUGUCAUAUCAAGAACCCCCACCACAUAGACAACUACUCCAGAGUUACCUUCCCCCUCUCUUUUGUCAUGGUCAACCUACUCUACUGGACAUAUUAUUUGUACUUCUAGUGUUGGCUUUAGAGCAGCACCGAGUCUCCGAGAGUGUAAGGCAAAGCGUGUAUGUAGACAAGGUAUUUUGCUGGAUGCACUAUAUGUACAGAAAGCAUUAACAAAGCGUGUUCUUAGAUGAGUUUAUACGGUUUCUACGUUUGGUUCUAAAGAGCAAAGUAGCAAAAAGUCAAACGAGACGGUUGUUUUUAUUUAUUUAUCUAUUUAUUGGAAAAACUACUGCUUUUAAGUAAGGCUUCAUUUUGAACAGCAAAACAGGUGCAUCUAAAUGAAUUUGAAUAUUAUUGAUGAAGUAAAAAUGUCAGCCCGCUGUCCAUGUUCUGUACAGUAGAUAUAAUCAUUUUUGAAGCUCCUUUGAAUGAGUUACUAGAUCAAUGUGGCAUGGUAUGAAGGCAAUCAGCCUUUAGCUCCCCCAAGGUGUUAAGGAAAUCCUGGUUGCCUUAAGGGCGCCUUAGGGCUCGUCUGCACUGUUGGCUCUGGUGUCUCUCAUCUUCUUCUUGACGAUACUCCAUACAUCCUCUGUGGGCUUCAGGUCAGGCCAGUUAGCUAGCCAAUCAACUAUAGUGAUGCCAUUCUCAUUAAAACAGGUACUGGUACCUUUGGCGGUGUGGGCAGGCACCAAAUCCUGCUGCAAAAUAAAAUGAGAAUCUCCAUGAAGCUCAAGAGAAGAGCAUAAAAUGCCUCAAAAUUUCCUGGUUGACCAUUUCUCUACUGCUGGGCUUGAUAAAACAGAGUGGAGCAACACGGGCAGGUGCAAUUUUCCCCCGAAAUCUUUGGAAAUUUCGGGUUUCCACAGUAGGUUUUGUGACAAGCUCUAUUUCUUGUGGCUCUCUCCCUAGAACUCUAAAUAGGACUGCAGUUAUCUGAUGCUUCUGUUCCUUUUUCUGUGAAGCCUCUUACUAACAUUAGAGGUUGCGUUAGAGGAUAGGGAUUACAACACAACCCUCUUAACUCUUCUUAAUCCAUGGUCACCUGUCAGCUGUUGGACUAUUGAGUCUAGUCAGUCUGGUCUGAAUUCCUUAAUAUGUUUUUUUCCUUCAGCAUAAGCCUCAUGAAAUUAUUAUUAUGUUAAUAAAUUGAACCCCCCCCCCCCCCGCUGGUCCAUUCUCUCCAGUAUUUUUGUCAUUGUUGUCUGACGCAUACAUAGAGAUACAAACUUCUGCUUGUAUCUCUAUGUAUGAGUGGCAUUCACGCUUGUCCAACUAAGUUGACAGGGGAGUUACUUCCACUUCCGCAAGUAUCAGUAAUUAAAUAGAUGGAAUAAAAAACAAACAAAAAAAAUGUUGAUUGGCCACUGUUGCAGAGAGCUGCACCCAGAGGAUCUUUAAAUAACCAACUAGAGAGCAGCAUGAAGUUACAUGGAAGCCAAAAGUGUUACAACGUGGAUACACACUAAUUUGGCCAGCAUCCCUUGCCAUUAAAAAUGUAUGAAUUUAUACUUACACAAAAAAUAAACUCAAAUAAACAAAAAUGAAUGGGAAU
Fundulus heteroclitus (mummichog) is the source of this 3270-nucleotide messenger RNA. It is a transcript of the gene gabrzb, whose product is annotated as gamma-aminobutyric acid receptor subunit pi. The coding region runs from base 403 to 1788 and encodes 461 amino acids. The transcript is spliced from 10 exons. Gene Ontology annotation, cellular component: neuron projection; synapse; GABA-A receptor complex. Gene Ontology annotation, biological process: nervous system process; monoatomic ion transmembrane transport; regulation of membrane potential. NCBI's taxonomy places the organism in Eukaryota, Metazoa, Chordata, Actinopteri, Cyprinodontiformes, Fundulidae. The record is from RefSeq and is a predicted model, not a curated record. Gene Ontology annotation, molecular function: extracellular ligand-gated monoatomic ion channel activity; neurotransmitter receptor activity; GABA-A receptor activity.